Messenger RNA from Hypanus sabinus (Atlantic stingray), 1095 nucleotides. RefSeq lists its product as uncharacterized. The annotation marks the transcript as partial. NCBI's taxonomy places the organism in Eukaryota, Metazoa, Chordata, Chondrichthyes, Myliobatiformes, Dasyatidae. The record is from RefSeq and is a predicted model, not a curated record. The transcript is spliced from 3 exons.
AUGGAGCCGCUCUUUGCACCGCGAAACGGAAAGGAGUGUGAUGGGGGGAGCAAUGGAAUCAGCGAUUGGAUGCCGCUGCCGCCCGUCACUGUCGUAGCGAGUGCCGAUUGGCCGACCCCUCAGCCCAUCUGCCCGCCUCUAGAGGUCCCCGCCCAGCGGGGCUCCGGGCCUCAGUCGGAGAGGCGGCGGCGGAACCGAGUUACGGCGGACCCGGUCCCCUCCUCCCCUCAUCCUACCCAUCCUCCAUCCCCUCAUCCUCUCCUCCUCCCCUCUCCCUCAUCCCCUCAUCCUACCCAUCCUCCAUCUCCUCCCCUCUCCCUCAUUCCCUCCUCCCCUCAUCCUACCCAUCCUCCAUCUCCUCCCCUCAUCCUCUCCCUCAUCCCCUCUCCUCAUCCUACCCAUCCUCCAUCUCCUCCCUCAUCCUACCCAUCCUCCAUCUCCUCCCUCAUCCUACCCAUCAUCCGCUCAUCCUCUCCCUCCUCCCCUCUCCCUCAUCCCCUCCUCCCCUCAUCCUACCCAUCCUCCAUCUCCUCCCCUCUCCCUCAUUCCCUCCUCCCCUCAUCCUACCCAUCCUCCAUCUCCUCCCCUCAUCCUCUCCCUCAUCCCCUCCUCCCCUCAUCCUACCCAUCCUCCAUCUCCUCCCUCAUCCUACCCAUCCUCCAUCUCCUCCCUCAUCCUACCCAUCCUCCAUCCCCUCAUCCUCUCCCUCCUCCCCUCUCCCUCAUCCCCUCCUCCCCUCAUCCUACCCAUCCUCCAUCUCCUCCCAUCCUCCCUCCUCCCCUCCCUCAUCCCCUCACCCUACCCAUCCUCCAUCUCCUCCCUCAUCCUACCCAUCCUCCAUCCCCUCAUCCUCUCCCUCCUCCCCUCUCCCUCAUCCCCUCCUCCCCUCAUCCUACCCAUCCUCCAUCUCCUCCCCUCAUCCUCUCCCUCCUCCCUCUCCCUCAUCCCCUCAUCCUACCCAUCCUCCAGCUCCUCCCUCAUCCUACCCAUCCUCCAUCUCCUCCCUCAUCCUACCCAUCCUCCAUCCCCUCAUCAUCCUCUCCCUCCUCCCCUCUCCCUCAUCCCCUCCUCCCCUCAUCCUACCCAUCCUCCAUC